AUGGACUCCAUCAAAGGACUAUUCAGGCCGGCUAAGCCAGAGCACCACGAUCCGCUCGAAUAUGCUCCUCUUACGGAGGAGCCGCGGGAGCUCGAGGGUUCGACGGACCAGGAGGGCGAGACAUUCGAGAGUGAUGUUCCUUUCUCAUGGUUUGAGUACUCUGUAUUCGCCAUAAUAGGUGUUGCUAUGCUUUGGGCUUGGAACAUGUUCCUUGCAGCCGCUCCUUAUUUCCACAGUCGAUUUAUUGCGGAUGACUGGAUACGCGAGAACUUCCAGUCCGCGAUCUUAUCCGUCUCGACCUUUUCCAAUCUCGCUGCAAUGCUCAUUGUCACAAACAUACAACGAUCUGCCAACUACCCUUGGCGGAUAAAUACUGCGCUCGUUCUGAACACAACAGUCUUCACCCUCUUGACCAUCUCGACAAGUUGGUUCUUGGAUGUGUCUCCAGGGUUGUACCUUGCUUUCCUCCUGCUUAUGGUCGGGUGCUCCGCUUGUGCAACUGGGCUCUUUCAGAACGGAGCCUUCGCUUUCGCUGCUAGCUUCGGACGACCGGAGUACACACAAGCCAUUAUGGCCGGCCAGGGUGUCGCCGGUAUUCUGCCGCCGCUUGCACAAAUGAUAUCGGUGCUCAUCGUCCCGGACGGACCACCACCGCCGCCGCCGCCGCCUGGCCAAGGACCCGAGAAGCAGGAUAUCCCGGUAGGCACCUCGGCCUUCAUCUACUUCCUCACGGCGGUAGCCGUCUCCGCCACCGCCCUGGUCUUCUUCGUCCCGCUAGUCCGGCGGCACAACCACAUCAUCGAGAACCGCAUGGUGUACGAGCACAUGGAGAGCAGCGUGCACAGCAUCCACGAGGCCGAGCAGCUGCACCGGCGGCAGGUCAGCCUGUGGGCGCUGUUCCGCAAGCUGCACUGGCUGGCGGCGGCCGUGUUCAUGUGCUUCGUGGUGGCCAUGUUCUUCCCCGUCUUCACGGGCAAGAUCUUCAGCGUCCGCGGGCCCGGCGCCGGCCGCCUCUUCCAGCCGCCCGCGUUCAUCCCGCUCGGCUUCUUCUUCUGGAACCUGGGCGACCUGGCCGGCCGCAUGUCCACCAUGCUGCCGUUCGGCACCACGCACCGCCCCGUGCUGCUCUUCGCCUUCAGCAUCGCCCGGCUGAUGUUCCUGCCGCUGUACCUGCUGUGCAACAUCCGCGGCCAGGGGGCGGUCGUCAACAGUGAUCUGUUCUACCUGCUUCUGGUGCAGUUCCCCUACGGACUGACCAACGGCUGGCUGGGCACGAGCACGAUGAUGGCAGCCGGCGAGUGGGUCGACGAAGGGGAGCGGGAGGUGACUGGCGGUUUUAUGGGGCUUUGCCUCGUGUCAGGCCUCACUGUAGGCAGUUUGCUCAGCUUCUCGGCUGCUGGUAUCUAA
Phaeoacremonium minimum UCRPA7 is the source of this 1407-nucleotide messenger RNA. RefSeq names its product putative nucleoside transporter family protein. Gene Ontology annotation, biological process: nucleoside transmembrane transport. Lineage: Eukaryota; Fungi; Ascomycota; Sordariomycetes; Togniniales; Togniniaceae. The coding region runs from base 1 to 1407 and encodes 468 amino acids. The transcript has 2 exons. Gene Ontology annotation, cellular component: fungal-type vacuole membrane; plasma membrane. The record is from RefSeq and is a predicted model, not a curated record. Gene Ontology annotation, molecular function: nicotinamide riboside transmembrane transporter activity; nucleobase transmembrane transporter activity.